Molecule: messenger RNA, 450 nt
Organism: Acanthocheilonema viteae
Lineage: Eukaryota; Metazoa; Nematoda; Chromadorea; Rhabditida; Onchocercidae
Source: the annotation of a GenBank genome assembly
AUGGUUGGAACACCAUUAAGACGUCAUUUUAAAUCACUUUUUGCUAAUUAUUCCGCUUCGCCUGGUUUAUCGGCAGCUCUCAAAAUUUCCGGAAUUUUUCGUCAUUACGACGUCACCCGUCGACAGUUCACUUGUACGUUGAAAGACGAUGAAGCGUUGUAUGAUGCGUUGCAAAUGCUAAUGAAUGAAGUUUAUAAUAAUGAGAUUGAAUGUAAUGCUGCAUUAAGGGUAAAACGAUCAGGUAUUUAUGCAGCUCGUGUGACUGGUUCCUGGAAACGUGUACGUGUUGAUCGGAUUGAUCACAAGACAAAUCAAUGUUUGAUUGAAACAGUAGAUGAUGGACAGCUUCUAACACUUAAUCGUUAUGAAUUAUUCACGUUGGAUCCGAAAUUACUCACCAAUCAGUAUAAACGAACUUUUGGUGUACGCUUUGUACUACCACAUAAAUGU